Molecule: messenger RNA, 1396 nt
Organism: Cannabis sativa
Lineage: Eukaryota; Viridiplantae; Streptophyta; Magnoliopsida; Rosales; Cannabaceae
Product: chalcone synthase-like protein 1
Exons: 2
Coding region: 66-1250 (394 amino acids)
Biological process (GO): polyketide biosynthetic process
Molecular function (GO): acyltransferase activity, transferring groups other than amino-acyl groups
Source: RefSeq, a predicted model, not a curated record
UAAAUAUCUUUCUAAGCAAUAUAUAAUACAAUACAUAUACAUAUAUACAUUAUUAUAAUUAUUAUAUGAUGGCAUCCAUAAGUGUGGACCAAAUUCGAAAGGCUCAACGUGCCAAUGGUCCGGCCACCGUGCUAGCCAUCGGAACGGCCAAUCCUCCUACUUCCUUCUACCAAGCUGAUUAUCCUGAUUUCUACUUCCGAGUCACCAAAAACCAACACAUGACUGAGCUCAAGGACAAGUUUAAACGAAUAUGCGAGAAAACUACAAUAAAGAAGCGUCACCUAUACUUGACCGAAGAUCACCUAAAUCAGCAUCCAAACUUACUGGAAUACAUGGCACCAUCUCUAAACACACGUCAAGAUAUGUUGGUGGUUGAGAUUCCCAAGCUAGGGAAGGAGGCAGCAAUGAAAGCCAUCAAAGAAUGGGGCCAGCCUAAAUCAAGAAUCACCCAUUUAAUCUUUUGUAGCACUAACGGUGUAGACAUGCCCGGUGCCGAUUACGAAUGUGCGAAGCUUCUGGGUCUCAGCUCAUCUGUGAAGCGUGUGAUGUUGUACCAACAAGGUUGCCAUGCAGGUGGUUCUGUUCUCCGCAUAGCCAAGGAUCUAGCAGAGAACAACAAGGGUGCUCGUAUUCUCACUGUAAACUCAGAAAUCACAAUCGGAAUCUUUCAUAGCCCGGACGAAACUUAUUUUGAUGGCAUGGUUGGUCAAGCUUUGUUUGGAGAUGGAGCUUCUGCCACCAUUGUGGGUGCUGAUCCAGAUAAGGAAAUCGGGGAACGACCGAUCUUUGAAAUGGUUUCGGCUGCACAAGAAUUUAUACCAAACUCAGAUGGAGCAGUGGAUGGGCAUUUAACAGAAGCGGGACUCGUGUAUCACAUCCAGAAGGACGUGCCUGGGUUGAUAUCUAAAAACAUUGAGAAGAGCUUGGUUGAAGCCUUGAAUCCAAUUGGGAUUAGUGAUUGGAACUCCUUAUUCUGGAUUGUGCAUCCGGGUGGCCCGGCCAUUCUAAAUGCUGUUGAGGCUAAGCUCCAUCUGAAGAAGGAGAAAAUGGCAGACACUCGCUAUGUGCUGAGUGAGUAUGGGAACAUGUCAAGUGUAAGCAUCUUUUUCAUAAUGGAUAAGUUAAGAAAGAGGUCAUUAGAGGAAGGGAAGUCCACCACAGGAGAUGGAUUUGAGUGGGGUGUGCUUUUUGGGUUUGGACCUGGUUUGACAGUGGAGACAAUUGUCUUGCACGCCUUGCAAACUAGCUAGGCUUUAAUAACUUAUUUAUCCUAAGCUAUAUUUAUACAAUAUUUUCAUAAUAAUUGUUGUUGUAACAGUUGCAUGGUACGUUGUGGCAAAUGGUGAAUGAUAUCUUUUUUAUAUAUUCAAUAACAAAUUACAAGCUUGGAUUCUCA